Hemicordylus capensis (graceful crag lizard) is the source of this 896-nucleotide messenger RNA. RefSeq names its product erythroblast NAD(P)(+)--arginine ADP-ribosyltransferase-like. The transcript has 3 exons. Bases 1 to 864 code for a protein of 287 amino acids. The record is from RefSeq and is a predicted model, not a curated record. Gene Ontology annotation, molecular function: NAD+ poly-ADP-ribosyltransferase activity; NAD+-protein-arginine ADP-ribosyltransferase activity. NCBI's taxonomy places the organism in Eukaryota, Metazoa, Chordata, Lepidosauria, Squamata, Cordylidae.
AUGAGGACGCCACCUGCACAUCUGGCUGUGCUGCUGCAUCUGAUGGGGAUCUUCAUAAGAGACCCUCAGGUCUCCUGUUUCACAGAGAUCUCGCUUGACAUGGCCCCAAACUCCGUCGAUGACCAAUAUGAGGGGUGUGCAGAUGGCGCCAGGCUAGAAGACCCCAUCUACACUGACUUUGCCAACAAUGAAACGUACGCCAAGAUCUGGCAAGAUGCAAAGUCCAAUUUGAGUCACAUGGCCCAUCCCUCUCUUCCCAGUGACUUUAAGCCAGAGUAUGGCAUUGCAAUCUUGACUUACACUGAUAACCAGGUGUACGAAGUUUUCAAUGAAGCUGUAAGAAAUGGUGGUCAAUCUCAACAGUAUUACUACAGCAAUUUCACCUUCAAGAGCUUUCACUUUCUCCUGACCAGAGCCCUUCAGGUCCUGAAGAAGACCACUAAGCCCGAGUGCUACACAGUGUAUCGUGGGGUACGCGACAUCCGCUUCACCGUCUCCAAGUCCCAAAAGAUUGUUCGUUUGGGGCAAUUUUCUUCCUCAUCACUGACCCGGAAAAGUGCCUUGAGGUUUGGAAAUGACACCUUCUUCACCAUCUACACCUGCCUUGGGGUCUCCAUUGAGAACUUAUCCUUGCAUCCUGAACAGGAGGAGAUUCUGAUCCCACCCUAUGAGACGUUCACUGUCAUAAAUUCCACAGAAAAAUUCAUUGCACUCCACCACAAGGGAAGUCACAGCAACUUCAACUGUGGAUGUAAGAGUGCUGCUGCAGGUCUGAGCCGGUUCUCUGCUACCCUCCCAACGCCUGUCCUGGUCGGGGGAUUUCUUCUCCUUGCUGGGGCUCUCGGGUCACCCAGCAUCUUCUGACUGCAGCAUCAAAAUCAAAACUCUCUGCACCC